Molecule: messenger RNA, 4861 nt
Organism: Solea solea (common sole)
Lineage: Eukaryota; Metazoa; Chordata; Actinopteri; Pleuronectiformes; Soleidae
Product: insulin receptor substrate 1-B
Exons: 3
Coding region: 98-3544 (1148 amino acids)
Biological process (GO): insulin receptor signaling pathway
Cellular component (GO): cytosol; plasma membrane
Molecular function (GO): insulin receptor binding; phosphatidylinositol 3-kinase binding
Source: RefSeq, a predicted model, not a curated record
UGUGGAUUAAUGAGUUCAUAUUAUUUUAUUUUCUCCCUGAGAUUAUUGGCUCAUAAUAUCUUAAAAUAAGAAAACACCCUGUCUGCUUGCCUCGGUCAUGGAGAACCAAGCAGCCGAGGCGCAGCUGAGCUAUGAAGAUGUGCAGAAGAGCGGCUAUCUCCGCAAGCACAAAUCAAUGCACCGGCGCUUCUUCGUGCUGAGGGCGGCCUCGGAGCACGGUCCCGCUCGGCUCGAAUAUUACGAGAACGAGAAGAAAUUCCGCAGUAAAUCACCCGUGCCCAAAAAAGUGCUGAACCUGGAGACCUGCUUCAACAUCAACAAGCGGGCAGACUCAAAGAACAAGCACAUGAUCGUGCUGUACACCCGCAGCGAGAGCUUCGCUGUGGCUGCGGACAGCGAGGAGGCGCAGAACGAGUGGUACCAAGCCAUGCUGGACCUUCAGUGCAACUGUAAAACUCCUGAAGAUUAUGGCAGUAGUGGGGAGUGUAGCUCUCCGUCUCCCAUACCAACUUUCAAGGAAGUGUGGCAGGUCAAGGUUUGGCCUAAAGGUCUUGGACAUGCCAGGAACUUAGUGGGCAUCUACCGGCUGUGCCUAACUGACAAAACAGUCAACUUUGUCAAAAUUAACUCUGAUGUAGCUUCUGUGGUGUUGCAACUGAUGAAUGUCCGCAGAUGUGGCCAUUCAGAGAACUUUUUCUUCAUUGAGGUGGGUCGCUCAGCGAUUACUGGUCCAGGAGAGUUCUGGAUGCAGGUGGACGACUCAGUAGUGGCUCAGAACAUGCACGAGACCCUGCUGGAGGCCAUGAAAGCCCUGAGUGAGGAGUUCCGUCAGCGCAGUAAAUCUCAGUCUGUGGGAACAUCAUGUGGAGGCGGUACUGCCUCGAACCCCAUUAGUGUCCCAAGCCGUCGCCAUCAUCCAAAUCUGCCGCCAAGCCAGGUGGGCUUCACCAGACGAGCUCGCACAGAAACACCUGGAACUGGAGGAAGCAGCACGAGCACUUCACCGACGUCACGCCAUGGCUUUCCAAGGGCACGGACGGCCAGCAUUGGGGCCAGGUCUGAGGAGGGCGGAGCAAGUGCCAGAGGGACAUGGGCCAGCUCCAGUCCAAGUCUUAAUGGAUCCUGCUCAACUACGCCAACGCUGAGACCCAAACCCACCAGGGCUCCAACUCCUGCUAAGAUUACACUCAGCCUUGCUCGUUACACACCUAACCCUGCUCCCUCUCCUGCACCUAGUCUGUCCUCCAGUUCUGGUCAUGGCUCAGAGUGUGGCCUAGUGGGGGCAGCAGUUGGAGGAAUGAUGGUCUGCUCUUACCCUCGUGUUUCUCAGAGAGUUUCUGUUUCAGGUUCACCAAGUGACUAUGGGUCUUCAGAUGAGUACGGUUCAAGUCCCGGGGAACACUCCCUGCUUGUACCAAGUCUGUCUGGACACCAUGCACAUGGAGAAGGCUCCUCCAGCUAUAUAGUCAUGGGACAGCGAGAGGGUCUCCUUGGUUCCCAUCAUCGCUCCAAAGGCAGACGGAUUAUGCGGCGGGCGUCUAGUCGGGAAUCUGAAGCAGAGCGCAGACUAUUAAGUAAGAGGGCUUCCCUGCCUUUGGCAGCCCAUGAGCAACUGACCCCACAUAGAAAAGAUGAAGAUGAUGAGGACGAUGAAGAAUAUGCCAUCAUGUCACAGAAUACUAACAGGGAGAUUGGUAAGAAUAGGACAGUUGAAAAAAGCAGGACAGAAGUGGCUGCAGGAGCAGCUGUGGACACUGGUUACAUGUCAAUGCUGCCUGGAGUGACAUCUCCUCCUGUUUCACUUCCUCUGUCAAUAGGUAUGUCCGAUACCGCAGCCAAACCUGGGGCAGAUGAUGAGUACAUGGCCAUGACCCCUAACAACAGUGUUUCCCCUCCUCAGCACAUCCGUCAGCCCAGUACAGAGGGCUAUAUGGUCAUGUCUCCCAACAGCAGCAGCUCCACAGACCUGCAUCGUCUGGGCAUGUGGGACAGCAGGGCCAGUAUAGAGAGUCGGGCUGCUAGUGACUACAUGAACAUCUCACCUGUCAGCAGUCGCUCCGCCUGCAGCACACCACCCUCCCACCCCGAGCAGCACCAGCUGCAACCAAAAAUGUUCAAUUCUUACUUCUCCCUGCCACGAGCUUAUCAGCACACUCUCUACACCCGCUUUGAGGAGGACUUCAACAAAGGGGAGGGAAAAAAGGACAGCAGUGGGGAUGAUGGUGCUGGAAGGGGAGGGGGAGUGGUAUACAGCAAGAGGAACAAAAUUGCAGCGGGCUCUGCAGGAGGCUGCCAACUCUCCAUGUCUUCCUCUUCUUUCUCCUCCAGCUCAGCAAGUAGUGAAAGCCUAGAAGACAAGUCCAUAUCAGCAGGGAGAGGGUUAAGUUUAUUAAGAACUGGCGCAGAUUAUAAGAGUGCAGGAAUGUCCACAAAAGAUGGACGCCACCAUCAGAAACGUGGAUCGAGCAGUAAGAGCCCAAAGCAGCAGAGAAAGGGUCGUCCCCUCAGCAUGUCUGCAGACAUCACGAAAGCUAACACCUUGCCCAGGGUGAAGGAGAAUCUGCCGUCAUCCGUGUCUCAAAAUGUUGGUGAGUAUGUCAGUAUUGUGUUCGAAGAUGAUAAGUACAAUGGAGGACGACGUGCUGGGUCUCAACAUGGACAACCAGUGAUCCAUGGAACUCUACGGCCCUUGAAUCAAUCACAUCUCUGCCACAGCGAUCCCAAUAACCUUCCUCGCAGCUUCUCUGUACCACUGUCCACCUCUGCAGAAUACGUCAGCAUGGAUUUAGGGAAGUCUGCAACACCCCUGACUCCUGUUAGGUCCAAAUUCAGCACCCCACAGGGCCCACCAGCUGUUAUUCCCAAGGCCCAACACGAACACAGCACAUCUUCUCCACUAGCAGCAGAGGGUAACACUGGGUACAGAACAAAAGUAAAGAUGGCAGCAAUACCAACAGACGCCUCGGCUGAAUUUACAGACAACAAAGGUUCAGAUCCCAGCAUCUCAGCAAGAUCUGCCGUCCACUCUGCUCAACCCUCAUCUGCAGAGCAGCAGACAGGUUUGGGAUUUUCUCCAGUCAAGUCCUUCCAGUCUCCUGAGCGAAAAAGCAGACUGGUCCGAGGUGACCAGCCGGGACGGCGCAGCCACCGCUCAGAGACUUUUAACUCACCUCCCUCCUUGCCACGCCACCCUCCCUCCUCUACCUCCCUCUUCACAGAGGGCAGCCAGGCAGAAAGCCAUCGGCACGGCUUGGACUGCUCACUGUGGGAGAACGAGCAGUCUGCUGGUUUGUCUGCUACACCUCCACCACAAGCCUCCACCUCAUCUAGUGAACAAGGCCUUAACUACAUUGACCUUGACUUAGCCAUUAAGGAGAGUCCUCAAGCUGGAGUGGAACGCACCUCUGCUACCUACAACAUCGGAGGAAGCGCUAUGGGUAGCAGUGCUGCCUCCGGCCUCAACACGUAUGCCAGUAUUGAUUUCUACAAGUCAGAAGAACUGAGAGCACACCAGAGCAGUAGGAAGGAUGGACAAGAUUGUUGAUCUUUGUUCUUGUCUUGGAUGCGAGUGUGACGCCAGUGUGACAGCUCCACACUCUGGACUCUGGAGUCGAACUACGGGACACGCAUCCUCAUCCCUUCUGCUGUUUCCUGUCAACCAAAUGUGUGCCAAACACACACUCACUCACACACACACAUGCAAACUAAGGGAAGUGUUUUGUUAUUUUGAAUUAAACAUGACAUUUGAUCAUAAUUUAACUUAAAAUGGACAAAGGAUGUGACUGUGAUUGUUCUCAGGUGUCCAUGAUGCCGAUCAUGGAGGCCACAUCCCAUCACAGCUUUCUACCAACAAUCAUCCAGCAAAGGUCACAAGGCUUUCAGGCAAUCACAUGAGACAAAAAUGUCCAUCUGUGACUCUUCCUUUCAAACACACUUAUUUAAGUGCAUGAGUUUGUUUGUUUGUUUUAUUUCUCAUCACUCAAAACAUCAGUUAGCAUGUUGACAUCAGUUUAAUCUGAGAUUGGAUUACUGGCUCCGAUUACGUUGCCAUUGAUACCACAUCACAUCAUCCUUUGUCUAAAUUCAGAGUUAAAUACUCAUCGGGUUCCAUCUGGCUGAGGUUUCAUACACUCACCGUCUCUGUAAACAUAAUUGAUUUGAGAUAUACAGUUGCCAAAAAGCCUUUAUACUUCUUGGCCACUUCUACUCUUUUACUGCUAUUUACUGCUGUUCAUUUCUGAGGUGCAGGUUGUGGAAAUGGAAAUUUAAUCCAUUGCACCUUUUUUAUUUUAUUUUAACACAGGAGGAAAAUCCCAUGCAGCAAUAGUUACAAUAGGGGUGUAAACUUGAACAAAUCGGCCAUAAUCUGAUUAUAUUUUAACUGCCAGAGCUGCAGCUGAAGGAUGGGUGAUUGCUUUAUUAUGAUCUCUGAAAACAGUUAUGUUGUAAGUCAUCACAUGUUAUGUCGUAAAUUUCUUUGCCAUAAGCUCCAGCCAAUUAUACAGUUACUGUCCUGUCAUUUUAUGUGGCUGAUAUUCAAAUGAAGGCAGUAGACUGGAGAAGGUCCAGUCACACAGUGCAUCCUUGUUCCAUGAUGGAUCGUUUCUGGUGGUUUAAUGAGAGGCACGCAGUAGGAAUCCUGUCCUUGUUAAGAUGAAUUCUCUUCUUAAACAAAAAAUAAAUAAACGGAUCACCUUUAUCCCAAAAUGCAAGUGGCCAUAUUUACAUAAACAGUGACAUUUAAAACAGUCAGUCGCUGCAGCUAUAACAAGUAAGCAAACGCAUAUCGUUAAAAUAUGUAUAUGCAUAAAAAGCUGCAGCUUCAAUGCAAUACAACUGCAUUGUAGGGGAAAUUAUUCUU